AUGGCAGAGAAAGAGGGAGGAAGAGAACAGGGGAGAGGGAAGGACGGGGAUGAUUUAGGAGGGAAAGCAGUGGUUGGGGCCCAAACAGCUGGCGGAGGAGUGGUAAUUGAGGUCCGGGAGAAGAAAGGACCACUUCGGGCUGCAAUACCCACAAUGCCUUUCCCUCUGGCCGUCAUCUGCUUGUUUCUCAACACCUUUAUACCUGGACUAGGUACCUUCAUCUCAGCGUUGACGGUGCUGUGUGGAGCUCGUAACGAGCUGGUCUCAGAGCGCGGCGUGUGCUGUGUGUUUUGGCUGAAUGUAGCGGCCGCCCUCAUCCAGAUACUGACGGCUGUAAUCAUGGUUGGAUGGAUCAUGAGCAUCUUCUGGGGAAUGGACAUGGUCAUCCUGGCUAUCUCCGAUGGCUGUAGAGACCAAGGAAUCCCCCAGGAGGUUUGA
Molecule: messenger RNA, 438 nt
Organism: Lampris incognitus (smalleye Pacific opah)
Lineage: Eukaryota; Metazoa; Chordata; Actinopteri; Lampriformes; Lampridae
Gene: stum
Product: stum, mechanosensory transduction mediator homolog
Exons: 4
Coding region: 1-438 (145 amino acids)
Source: RefSeq, a predicted model, not a curated record